UCUCUCUCUCUCUCUCCCCCUCUCUCCCUCUCUCUCUCUUCCUCUCUCUCUCUCCUUCUCUCUUCUCUCCUCCUCUCUCUUCAUCUCCCUCUCAUCUCUUUAGGCUGAGCGUAGAAGACAGCAACACCAACAUCUCUUGACAUGGAAAUACACUGAUACAAUAGACAAGAGAAGCCCUGGAUUUGCAUUUCCCGAUUUCAGGUGGCCUUAUCUGGGCGAUUCAAUCCUGAUCAUAAUCCUGUGAUGGAGGAUUCAGGCAUCCAGCGAGGCAUUUGGGAUGGAGAUGCCAAAGCUGUCCAACAAUGUCUGACAGAUAUUUUUACCAGUGUUUACACCACCUGCGACGUUCCUGAGAAUGCUAUAUUCGGUCCCUGCGUCCUGAGCCAUACCUCCCUGUAUGACAGCAUAGCUUUCAUAGCUCUCAAGUCCACUGACAAGAGAACAGUCCCUUAUAUCUUCCGGGUAGACACUUCAGCGGCAAAUGGUUCCUCAGAAGGUCUUAUGUGGCUGCGGCUGGUCCAAUCAGCCAGAGAUAAAGAGGAGCAAAAUCUCGAAGCGUAUAUCAAAAACGGACAGCUCUUUUACCGAUCUCUCCGCAGGAUUGCCAAAGACGAAGAGUUGCUAGUUUGGUACGGGAAAGAACUGACUGAGUUGCUCUUGCUCUGCCCCUCUAGGUCCCACAGCAAAAUGAAUGGGUCGUCCCCUUACACAUGCCUGGAAUGCAGCCAACGUUUCCAGUUUGAGUUCCCCUACGUGGCGCAUCUGCGCUUCCGUUGUCCCAAGAGACUUCCCAGCGCGGACAUGAGCCCUCCAGACGAGCAGAGCGGCGGCGUGGGCACCAAGGACCACGGGGGCGGCGGCGGUGGCAAGGACCAGCAGCAGCAGCAACAGGAAGCACCGUUGGGUCCCGGCCCCAAAUUCUGCAAAGCGGGUCCCAUUCACCACUACCCGGCGCCCUCUCCCGAGGGCAGCAAUCCGCCUUCUGUUGGCAGCGGCGGCAGCAGCGCGAAGCCCUCCACGGAUUUUCACAACCUUGCCCGGGAGCUGGAAAACUCCGGGGGUGGCAGCAGCUGCUCGCCAGCCCGGAGCCUCAGCUGCGGCAGCGGCGGCGGCGGCCACCAGGAGGCGGAGCUGAGUCCCGAGGGCAACGCCACGGGCGGCGGCAAAGGGAAGAGGAAAUUCCCCGAGGAGGGGGCCGAGGGCGGAGGCGGCCCGGGGCUGGUAGGGGGCCGGGGCCGCUUCGCCGAGCGGCCCCUGCCCGCCUCCAAGGAGGACCUGGUUUGCACGCCGCAGCAGUACCGCGCCUCGGGCAGCUACUUCGGCCUGGAGGAGAACAGCCGCCUCUUCGCGCCGCCCAGCCCCGAGACCGGCGAGGCGAAGCGCAGCGCCUUCGUGGAAGUGAAGAAGCUGGCCCGCGCGGCCGGGCUGCAGGACGACGCGGCGGCGGACACGGCGGGCUCCGGUGGCGGCGGUCAGGGCGCGGCGUCGGACGAGCGCAAAAGCGCCUUCUCGCAGCCGGCACGCUCCUUCUCGCAGCUGUCCCCCUUGGUGCUGGGCCAGAAGCUGAGCGCGCUGGAGCCGUGUCACCCCGGCGACGGCGUGGGCCCCACCAGACUCUACCCUUCCGCCGGCGACCCUUUGGCCGUGAAGCUCCAGGGGGCAGCGGACCUGAACGGAGCGUGCGGGGCCCUGCCGAGCGCGGGCGGCGGCCUGCCCAAGCAGAGCCCCUUCCUCUACGCCACUGCCUUCUGGCCCAAGAGCUCCGCUGCCGCCGCGGCCGCCGCCGCCGCGGCCGCCGCGGGCCCCCUGCAGCUGCAGCUGCCCUCGGCGCUCACCCUGUUGCCGCCCUCCUUCACCUCGCUGUGUCUGCCCGCGCAGAACUGGUGCGCCAAGUGCAAUGCCUCCUUCCGCAUGACCUCCGACCUGGUCUACCACAUGCGGUCGCAUCACAAAAAGGAGUAUGCCAUGGAGCCCUUGGUGAAGCGGCGGCGGGAGGAGAAACUCAAGUGCCCCAUUUGCAACGAGUCUUUCAGGGAGCGCCACCACCUGUCCAGGCACAUGACCUCGCAUAAUUGACACGGAGCGGACCCCAGUUCCCCAGGCGCGCACAAGCACAGUCAAGCCACCUACAGGAACACACGAGGACCUCCACCACUUCCUUGGGACCGCUGCACCCAGAGAUAGACGCACACAACCACACACGCCCCCCCCCCUUCUCAGUCAGACGUCUACCCGAGACUAAGACACACACACACACACACACACACACAACAGAACGGUGGAUUAGAUUGGGUGGGUAGGGGUUUUCUUUUGAAUGCACGCAUUUUCACUUUCCCAAAAACAAAGGUACAUUUUUUAAAUGUCAUAUAUUGCAACAUAUUGAUGCAUUUGUCAUACGUUUCUACUUAAAUUAUUAAGCACUUACGGUUUAGAUGUAAUAAUUAUAUGUAAGGGCAAAAUUUAUUUUAGAUAUCAAGUUAAGGAGGGUGAGAUGCUUUCUGCAUUUCUUGAUGACAGUUUGUGUUCUUACAAAAAUAAACAAAAUGAAUAAAAAAGGGGAUUACAUUCAACUUAAGUUUCCAGGGGGAAGUGCAUGUAUCAUGAAAUGAUUAUGGACUUCAAUGAAGAAUGUCAUCAUUAUGUAAAUAUGUAUUUCCUUUUAAUACAAAGUGUAAUUUUUGUGCCAGUGAAAUGGAGUCUGAAUAGUUAUGUGUUUCUUUUAUCCCUGGAAAGAUUUAUUAAACUUUAUAGAUUAUCCGGGUAUGUUGGAUGCUUUGACAAUAAAUAACUAUUUUCU
Molecule: messenger RNA, 2797 nt
Organism: Condylura cristata (star-nosed mole)
Lineage: Eukaryota; Metazoa; Chordata; Mammalia; Eulipotyphla; Talpidae
Gene: PRDM8
Product: PR domain containing 8
Exons: 5
Coding region: 244-2076 (610 amino acids)
Biological process (GO): regulation of DNA-templated transcription
Cellular component (GO): nucleus
Molecular function (GO): protein binding
Source: RefSeq, a predicted model, not a curated record